Messenger RNA from Gamsiella multidivaricata, 1138 nucleotides. RefSeq lists its product as uncharacterized. The transcript has a single exon. The coding region runs from base 174 to 881 and encodes 235 amino acids. Lineage: Eukaryota; Fungi; Mortierellomycota; Mortierellomycetes; Mortierellales; Mortierellaceae. The record is from RefSeq and is a predicted model, not a curated record.
AGAAUCCCACCCACUUUUUCACUUUUUUUCUCCUCCCUCUUUUUGUCGCUCUGUUUCCUCCCACAGCUGUGCAGCACAACUAAAUAACACAUUCACUAUACACGCACAUUCUUGUACUUGCACGCCAAUUUCACACCGCCUGUCACAUUAAUUGUGCCUCAAUAUUUCCCGCCAUGAAACACUCUACUCUUCUCUUGCUGUUGGCUUUCGUCAGUGCCUCAGUCAUCAACUCCACUGAGGCUGCUCCAUUCUCGCGCAUCUUAGCCUCACACCAGCCCGCCACCGCCUCUCAGGAACCCCAACUCGAUACCAAACAACAAUCACAGCCCUCCCCCGCUGGACGUAUCCGACUCAAGUCUCGGUCUCAUCCUUCCUCUGCCUCCUCCCCUUCUCAGCCACAUCACGUGCGCUCAACAAAGAUCGACAAGCUCCUCUCAGAACCCGUAGUGGCCGCUUCAUGGUACCACCGCACAUCAACUCGCUCUCUCCGCCAGCUCACGGCCGCGAGCAAUCUCCAGGGCCACGCUAUUAUGGAUGAAGAGGACGACGAUGCCGGAAACGAGCUGUUGGAUACUGAAACCGAGGGAUUGGUCCGCCCCGAUGAGGACGAUACUAUCGAGGGUGAGAUCUUGGAGGAGGAGGAAGACGACGAGGAGGACGAUGGUGAGGACGAGGACCAGGAGGAGUCCCAGGUCCAAAUUACUCUCGAGAAGAAGAUCGCGGCUGUUGAGGAGAAGGAGGGUUGGUUGAGGGAGAACGGUCUCCAGGAUGGGGAUUUGGUCCCCGAAGAAUUGGAGGAUGAGGAGGAUGAGGUUGAGGCGGUGGUGACGGCCUAUGGUGGUCGCUCUGCCGCUGCCGACUUGGCUGCCGGCGGUAUCUAAGGAGGAAGACUCUUUUUUUUUUCCCUUCACUUUUGAAGUCCUUGAGGACAUCCACCCCACUCCCGGACCAUUUGUAAAUAUCGAACUCGUGCAUUUUACACUCACAUGCGACAUACACUAUACACAGCAUAUACACGAUAACCGUUAGGGGGAAGCAACCUUGUACAAACAGACUUCCUUCUCCGCACAUAUCUUUUUAUUCACUUUGCCGCCACCAUAUAAACAAUAGAGAUUGAAUAAAUACAUGUAAACAAGAA